GGAGCUGGAUUGCCAAAUGGGAUAAGGCACAGACAUGGAACCAAAUAAUUGAGUUGUAUUGAACAAAAGGAAAAAAAAGAACCAAACAACCAAACAACCGCGUUCGUCAACCUGAAACAUGAGUCACAAUCCUGUUUUCUGAGGACCUGAACCUGCAAAUAGAAAGAAGACAGAAAAAAGCAGAGAUUUUUUCCCCUGUUCUUUUUGUGUGCGACAAAUUUUUCUCAGGUUGUCUACACUGGAAACCUAACUCCAAGUCGGAUUGAUUGGUUUCAUUUUUGAAGGUGAGAUAGGUAAGGUAAGGUUAGGAAGAGGUUCAUUUGAAUCCUAUUUAAGAACAUGAGUCUUAUAUUCUCUCUAGUUUUGUAUCCCUAAGCCUGAGCCUGAGCCUGAGCCUGAGCCUGUCCAUCUCUCUGCAUUUAAAGCUACCUUUUCUAAUUAUGACUGAAUGCAGAGAAGAGUUAAGAUGAUUGCCAUCUUCUCUUAAGGAACCCAAUGACCAAAUGAACCAACCCAUUGUCCUUUCAAAUUCAAUAAGCUUUAGCAUGUAUGCCUUUUGCAAUGAGAAGGAUUGCCCUUUCAUCGACAGCUUCUAGCUGUCUUCUGUUCACUCAAAGUCAGAUAAUUUAUUUGCCUUUGGAUUUCCAGGUGGUGCGGUGAGGGUUUUUAUCUAUCGUCUAUCCACUAAGGACUUGUUUCUUCCUUUUUUCCUUUUCUCUCAAAGAAAAAAUGGGUUUUAUCAGGUGUCUAAAUUCUGCGAACCUACCCCAAUUCUGUUAUUGAUUCUUCUUCUUUGCUUAAACUUCUCAAAUAUCUUGUUAUGGAGUCUUCCCAAAAUGUUGGAGUUUCAGAAGAAUGUCACAGCAGUGAAUCUGGUUGGACCAUGUAUAUUGGAUCUCCUGUAGAUGAUUCCAGUGAUGGUGAUGAAGAUAACGAUGUAGAAUAUGGAAAGAAUAGAGUUUUUCAUGCAAAUCACCAAGAUGAUAGUGAUGACUCCAUGGCUUCUGAUGCUUCUUCAGGCCCAAGCCAUCAACCAGAUCACCCUUUUGGAGGACAUGGGAGCAUGAAACACCAGAAGCCAUUAAUGGAGAAGCACAGAGCUGAGAGGAAGGAAGUGAAAGAGAAGCUGGUUUUGGUGGGGCAAAAACCAAAGAGUUCGGCCCAGAGUAGCUCAAAGGUAAGAAAGAGCAUUUGGAUGGGCAAAAGAAACUAGCCAACCUGCCUUUCUCCUCUUCUUCUUCUUCUUCUUCUUCUUCUUCUUCUUCUUCUUCUUGUCUUGUUCUCUGGUUUUUCCUUUAUGCUUUCUUGUAGGCUGAAACUGAACUGAAAAAUAUGAGUUGUGUAUCCUUUAC
Messenger RNA from Cucurbita moschata (crookneck pumpkin), 1352 nucleotides. RefSeq lists its product as uncharacterized. Bases 821 to 1213 code for a protein of 130 amino acids. Lineage: Eukaryota; Viridiplantae; Streptophyta; Magnoliopsida; Cucurbitales; Cucurbitaceae. The record is from RefSeq and is a predicted model, not a curated record. The transcript has a single exon. Gene Ontology annotation, biological process: cytokinin biosynthetic process.